AUGGCAAAUGGGCAAAUCACGGCUCAUAUAUUUCAUCUUGUCUUUUGGGGCCCUUGGGGUUUCCUCAAGCUUCAGGAGCAGCUCCAUAGUGUAACCCCGUCACUCCGUCACUCCGUACCCGUGCCUACAUUGCAAGGUGGUGGUUGCUGCACGAUCCGAGUCGGCGGUACUCGGGCGGAACAUGGGGCCCCACCAUUGACUACUGCCAUUCUGCAGCUCACUCGCCGCUUCUUGCCUCGACCGGCGCUUGUAGCGCAGACGUACAUUCCUUCCUGCGUAGACCUGGAGACUGGAGUGAAGUGCCCUAGGCCUGAACUCGACGACGACCAAGGUCUCUUUGGCCCAUCGUCCCAACUUCAACCUCCUCUUCAACCGGCAUCUCACGCGCGCGCAAGCAACGCCCAUUCACCACCUAGCUAUGCGGCACCGCAGUACUUCCUACACCUGCACGGCGCUGACCGCAGCCAAAUGUCGAGUCGCAAGCAGCCCGGCUGCACGCAACUGCACAACCAGCAACACCUCAGGAGACCCGCUGCUCUAUCUGGAAGAGGGAUAAACCUGCGACGCAACAUCUACCAGGGGACCACCAUCAACAGCAUCAUCCCUCAUCCUAGAAUCCGGAAGCUGCUAAGAUAUGCAGCCCAUCAUCAAGUCAUUAUUAGCCUGCCGUUGUUCGGAACCAUCAAGGAUCGAUCGUCCAACGAUGACACAAAUCACGGGCUGUCGUGUGCCGCCCCGAAUCACCGCCGUUCCGCCGUUGCGCUUCAGGGUCCUUUCAACCCAUCCCGCCCCUGUCAUGUCACGCUUUCCCCGUUGGGACUCUUUGUCACUGUCUCCAUCGAUUCCAAUCUCCAUGCCGCCGGUCUAGACGACGUCUCCUCCCUCCGGCAUGCUAGCAAGGGACCUUGCCAGUCCCUGAACCUGAAGUGCGCCCUCUACUGUUAUGUCACGGCCCCAAUUUCCAAACCGGCAUCGAAGAACUUGGAUACUCUAAUCAAAGACCUCACAACUCACCACUCUUCAAAUAAGCCAAAGUCCAGAUCUGGUGGACCGUGGACCAGCCUCAGUUCCUGGGCCAGAGAAAAACCCACACACCACCACGACCGAAUAUCAUCUUGGCCCAACCCACAGCAUGUGUUCUACGGUCAUCUUACCGCCGCCAGCAAGGACACCUUUAACCGCCAUCCCCUGCCCGUCAAACGUCGAAAUGCCACGUCGGCUCACCUGCCGAAAAAGGCCCCCAAAGGCUCUCGUGCUCUACCAUCUUCUGACGUUUUUCGACAAAUGACCUUGAAACUCGACAACUUAAUUGACUCUUCUUCCCGCCUUCUCCUGCGGGAGACCCCCACGAAUCCCUGCAUGUCACGCCUUCCGACCGCCUCGCCUCAACAAUCAGCAAGCCAUAAACCUUCCCGAGAGACACAUCCCUCGUGGUUUCACGAUGCCAGCCCGGCGUCUCUAUCGCUAGCGUUCCCGGUGGCCGUCGGCUCCGACCAGUGGCGAAUCUUGCCCGGUGAAGAUAUACCCGAAGUCUGUAUUUCGGUCCGAGGCCAUGAUGGAACAGUGACACACCUCCACGUCCGCAACGGCUCGAUUGCAUGUGAAACGGCGUUAAUGAUAUAUCUGUACCUUAUUCUCGUGGUUUCUCCGCGAUCCUCACGACCUGCUGCAUUUAUAGACUCCACAUUCUUCACGUGCUUUGAGCCGAAAAGUCCUAUUACCCCGCGGAGACGAAAACGCAAAGUUGCGGUAGUUCUGUCACUAGAAGUCUACAGGUUUCCAUACAAAGUCUUUUCGAAACAAAAAUGCUGCAUCGACCGAUUGAAAGAGGAUGUCACGCCUGGGUGUUUGCAAGCGCCAGACGAGGCAACGGCGGCAAACUGGACGAGUUUCACCGCUCUCCCAAAAAGCACCAAAGCCGAACCAAACCGGUCAACCGCAACAUUCGAGACAGCAUGCAGCUGUAUCGCCGGGCCACUGCAGAGGAGAGUGUGGCUCUGGGUGUUGAUUGACGGUUUCCCGCCCUCCGCCCUCCACUUUCCGACAUCAUACUGUCAGAAGGUCGCGGCCCGACGAUCUCGAACCGAUGGGAAUAGUCUUGGGUACGGAUGUUGGACCGUCUUUCCUACAACUCAAUCAUCGCGGUUUAGACACACAAGGCCAGUCGUACUUACUGGUCUUGCACGAGUCUUGCGUAUUCUCAAGUAUUAUGAGGGUCUCCUCGUAGAUCUUCGCUCCUUCCGCCGACGGAGCUCCGCCUGGGAGACUCAUGUGAAACCCUCCCAUCGUUACAAACCCCAACUUUCCAUAGAGCGGCACAGCGUCCGUCGUGCUUUGAAGGAAUACCGGGAGCCCCUCAGCUCUGGCGGCCUCCGUAGCGGCAUGUAUCAGAGCUUUCCCCGCGCCGCGGCCUCGGAAGCGGUAGUCAGUGCACAAGAACGUCGAAUAAAGAGCCGGGCAUCUCCGCCGGGCCCGGGUCCGCCGCCGUCGGUGGUGUCCGGUGCCGGCGGAGAGAGAACGCCCAUGAGAUGUCAGCAACUAGAAGAUUUGGGGCUUUGA
Messenger RNA from Colletotrichum lupini, 2559 nucleotides. RefSeq lists its product as uncharacterized. The coding region runs from base 1 to 2559 and encodes 852 amino acids. The record is from RefSeq and is a predicted model, not a curated record. Lineage: Eukaryota; Fungi; Ascomycota; Sordariomycetes; Glomerellales; Glomerellaceae. The transcript is spliced from 13 exons.